Thamnophis elegans (Western terrestrial garter snake) is the source of this 1254-nucleotide messenger RNA. It is a transcript of the gene ITGB3BP, whose product is annotated as integrin subunit beta 3 binding protein. The transcript is spliced from 11 exons. NCBI's taxonomy places the organism in Eukaryota, Metazoa, Chordata, Lepidosauria, Squamata, Natricidae. The coding region runs from base 76 to 633 and encodes 185 amino acids. The record is from RefSeq and is a predicted model, not a curated record. Gene Ontology annotation, cellular component: nucleoplasm. Gene Ontology annotation, biological process: CENP-A containing chromatin assembly; regulation of DNA-templated transcription.
UUGAGCAGUGCACCGUUUGGACUUGGGGCGGGAGUCUCAGUUUCGCUGCCGAGGAAAGGCUUGGAAGUGGUCCCGAUGCCGCGUGCUAAAAGAGCUUUGAAGCUGGAAAAUCUUAUUCCAGAAAAAGUGCCAGCAAUAUCAUCAGCAAAAAAUGGCCUUCUUUUUUCACCAAUAACAGGAACACGUCUAAUGAAUUCAUUUUCAAGUCCCAGGAGAAAUGACCUAUCAAAUGUUCUAUCAAGCUGCAGAAAUAAUGCCGAAGAAUCAGAUGAAAUCAGAGUGUCUUCCAAAGUCUUGCCAAUCCAAUCCAAUAUAAAGGAGCAACAUCAAAUGAAAAAUAAUGACAAACUCUUGGCAUUGCAGUCUGAAGUUGAAUAUUCCCUGGAAGGAUUCCUGCAAAUCCGAAAAAAACUAACCAAUCUGAAGGCUUUAGAGGGCACCAGAGAGCUGGAAAAUAUUCUGGGCACUUCAAACAAGUCUGGUAAUUUAAAAAUUGAACUGAGAAAAUCCAGGAAACUGAUUGAGCAAGUCAGAAAGAGAAACCUGAAAAAACCGGGUGCUGCUAGACUUUCUACUCAAGAAAAUCUCCAGCCUACCAAUAGCUUUGCAUUCCUGAAAUCUCUCAUUGGCUAAGCUUUCCUCGUACACUGAGCAUGAGGAUACUACAUGUCUUAAGAAUAUACCAAGCAAGGCUGCAAGAUUCUCCAACUGCCUGAUCCUACUUAAAAGGUUAAAAAAAACCUCCUGUAAAUCUAUCUCUCCAGCAAAUACCAGCUAAGAAUUGCUCAGUGUACCAGGCAGGUGCACAUCUAGAUACAGUUUCUUGCAUCUAAUUUAAACUUUACAAUCUGUACAACCAGUUAAUCUCAAUGUAAAUAAUACACUUGCCAUAGCUUUUUAUGCAAAUAUGUAAUGGCAUAAAUUGUAUUUCUUCUAUAUAGUUAAAAAAAAGCCUAAGAAAAUUUGCCUGAUGUUGGAAAAAUUCUUUAAUGAGCUUUUCAUUACAUUUUGAAAGAACGACUACUUUUAGAGAUGGAUGCUAUUUCCCAGGCCUUCAAACAAACUGCAAAUUUCACAGUAAUUAUAUGCUCCACGCUGCCUCUGAUGGCCUGCCAAUUCUACCACAAACAAUGAAGAUGCCUUGCCAAUUUACAGCACAUUGUUUAUCUUAUCAGCACACACAAAAUCAAGCAAAUAUGCCAUUUAUCUUUGUAUAUAACCCUUCAUUUGUUAAUAAAGACUUAUGAGGUCCAA